Messenger RNA from Epinephelus moara (kelp grouper), 6588 nucleotides. RefSeq names its product cysteine-rich hydrophobic domain 2 (gene chic2). The coding region runs from base 196 to 708 and encodes 170 amino acids. The record is from RefSeq and is a predicted model, not a curated record. The transcript has 6 exons. Lineage: Eukaryota; Metazoa; Chordata; Actinopteri; Perciformes; Serranidae.
CUGCGGCGGAUGUUGAUGUUUUGUUUCGGAGCUGGCUGAGCGAUGUGAACUGUAUCGUCUCCGGGACGGGUUGAUAUUUUUCUGUAGUCGUCUUCACGGUUCUUCUUGUACUCUUCUCUCGGUAAGGUUCCGCUGUUCGUCGGCAUCGUGUCUGUCCCGGUGUCUCUCCCGGGAAGCGCGAGCCUGAGUCGUGCGAUGAUGGAGGACUUUGAUGAGAUCUACGAGGAGGAGGAGGAGGAAGAGGAGGACGAGGACAGGGCCGCGGAGGAACAGCUCCUCAAGUACGCUCCGGACCCGGUGGUGGUGCGAGGGUCCGGCCACGUCACUGUGUUUGGGCUGAGUAACAAAUUCGAGUCAGAAUUUCCUUCAGCACUUACAGGAAAGGUGGCACCAGAGGAAUUCAAAGCCAGUAUCAACCGUGUAAACAGCUGCCUGAGGAAGACCCUGCCAGUGAAUGUGCGGUGGCUCCUGUGUGGCUGCCUCUGCUGCUGUUGCACACUGGGCUUCAGUUUGUGGCCUGUCAUCUGCCUCAGCAAGAGGACAAGAAGAUCUAUAGAGAAACUUCUGGAGUGGGAGAACAGCAGACUUUACCACAAGUUGUGUUUGCAUUGGAGGCUGAGCAAAAGGAAGUGUGAAACUAACAACAUGAUGGAAUAUGUAAUCUUAAUAGAGUUCUUACCUAAGAUCCCCAUCUUCAGACCGGACUAGCCCGACUGCGGCAGAUCUCAGACCUCCACUGCUGCCCAGCUCUGCCACAGAACCACAAUGGCUGAAUAAAUACCCCAAUAUUUUUGUUUACAGGGUAGCAUCAAUCCUCCUGUCUGUCUGUUUGACCCGCUCUCCCACACAUACCUUCUCUUCACCCUUGUUUACAAAUCCAGCAUCCCAACACUUGUUUUUUUGGAGUGAAUUCACCAUUGAACUAUGACCUAUGGGGCAAGCUGGCACACUGUUGAGCCACGCUAACCGGCACCAGCCUGUGGAAUGUCAGAGUGAACCAGCCAUGGGCAGCACUAUGGAUUUUGGAGCUACAGCUGGAGACUGGACUCUCAAACUGAGUUCUCUGAGCUACGACUGGAAUUUUGUCACUUGUAUUGUCCCUAACCUAAGCACAUGGCACAGUCAGACCAUGAUAAAAGAAACACUUUAACAUGUUACCUAGUGUCACACCGCCAACUUCACCUGCAAAAAAUACACCCCAGUGCUUUUGUAACAGUUGGUUUGGUGCUCUAGAUCGUCACCAGAGGCUGUGAAGGCAACAAAACAUGGAACUCCAAAGGAACCUUUAUCCAAAUCAACUCUGUAGCAGACAGACUAGUCUUACAGGAGCAUGCUGGGCCAGUGGCCAGAACAGCUGAACUCAACAAUGUCACUGUUCUUAUCAAAUACCAGACAUCCUCUCGCCUCCUUUCAUAUCUCUGCACACUCCACUGUGCGUCACCCCUAACCCAGUGACAAUCACACAUUCUGACUGUACUCUCCAUAGUAUGAUUGGGUCUUCAUGCUGCACAGUUUACCUGGAACAAUUUGUCUUAAACAUUUUGUUAGUCCAGGUGAUGGGCUGGCUGCCAAGCAACUGCUUCUGAAUCGCAGUGGAACAAGUAAGCUGAAAAGAAAGCCACUAGUGAUGAAGAGAAGGAACCUUUUUUUUUCUUUCUUUUUUUUUUUUUCAAGUUUUGUUUACUAUUUUGGUGAAAGAUGAGCAGAAUGCAAAAUGUUUCACUGUUAGUGUGUGUGUGUGUGUGUGUGUGUGCGUGCGUGCGUGCGUGCGUGCGUGCGUGUGUGUGAGUGUGUGUGUCUUUCUGAGAGAGAACGAAAGCAAAAAGACAAAUCAGACAUGAAGUGAUACUCUUUACUCUGUCAAGCAGGGUUCUGUCUUUGACACAUUUCUUUGCCAUAACCAAUCUUUGUUACUUUUGUUGUAGUAAUUUAUAAAUGGUUGAGUGCACACGAAAUCUGUGCAUUCGUGAAAUAGGCCUCAGUUGGUAUUUUUGUUUCUUGGUGGGGUUUUUUUUUUGUUUUGUUUUUUUGCAAAGUUAUGCCAUGGUUGUUUCCCAUUGUUUUUAUGGUCAUGUGUCAACACUAAAGCACACAAUCGCUUUGUCCUUAACACCUUCACAUGGCCUCUCUUCCUUAGCUGCUGACCUUGGCUUACUUAAAUGAGUGCUCAAGUUAAGGAUGUGGCUCUUCUGAGAAUAUUCCUCUGUUUUAGAUAUAAUCUGACUCCUUGCUUUCAGAGGUCUGGGGUGACCAAGAGUAUUAGGUCCUCUUUAUUAGGUGUUAGGUAAUACCAGAGUUUGGUAUCAUGAGACAGGAUCAUUGAAGUUAGCCUGAUAACUUUACUAAGUAAAACCAGAGUGUUCCCACACCAGGAACGCAGACUUAACGCUGCAUUAAUCAGUAUUUUUAUAUUAACAAUGGAAAAAUAACUGCAAUGUGAAAGGGGUUACUUACAAUAAUGUGUCUUCAGAGAAUUAGCACUCAACUCUGCAGUUCCCCUCAGCUCUACAGGGUGUUUUAGUGUCUUUCAGCUUGUUUUAAUUUUCUGGCCUGCAUCCAGCAACAGCAGGCAGAUGUUUUCAGAGAAAAGGCUCUGUUAAAAACUCAAUGUACUCUACCUGCUCAGCACAGACAGACAGACACAGAGCAACCAGCUGGUGAACAUAGUGGAGCAUUUAGCAGCUAAAGAGCCAGGUAAUUCCCACGGGAGUUAAGAGAAAUUAAUGAAAGAACUUCAGGGUGAGCGAAUCUUAACCUUGUAUUCAUCAGGUAACUGGAAACACAACUCCAAAUUAAAGCUGCAAGCAGCGAUGAAUGGGCCCUCGCACCUUUGCGUAUGUCAAGGGUAGAGGUGGCACACCGUUGAUGCUGCUGUUUAUUUCUGUGAAAGUCAGACACUGCACGCAGGAGUUGUAUUUCCUAAGUGGACAUGACCUAUUGCAAAUUUUGUACCACUUCUUGUGACAACUAUGUGGUGCAGGAGAAGACACACAGCUGUAUAUCUAUUGUAGACCACACAUGUAAAUUUCAUUUAAAUGAUAAUUGUUGUCACACAAUGCUUACUUUUUGUUGUCAGUAGGUGGCAUAAUAACUAUGACAUCUUAUUGACAUGUUGAUGUCGUCAGGCCUGAUGAAACAUGAGAUGUGGUCCAGAUUGGACAAUGUACAUUGAAGUUAAAACAGCCUUUUUUAUGACGAAUAAUACGUUGUCAUGGCAUGUUCAAUGAAAACUCACAAUCUCCACAAGAUGGCAUCAUCAAAGUCUUAAGGCUCAUCUGACCCCACUUGAGGCCGAAGUGGUUAACCCGAUAGAAGUACAUCAGAGUAUGAAACGUCAUUUUCUGCUGCCUGUAGGUGGCGCUAUAACAAUAACUCAGUAUUGGCAUGUCUAUUUCCUGAGGCCGGGACUGUUGUCAAGCAUGACAAAUUUUGGGCAGAUUUGACAAAGUGUGCAUAAGGUAAAAAAAACUUACUGUUUUAUGGUGAAACAUGCAAAAUGGCUGCCACAACACAGCAACACUUUUCAUUGAAAACUCCCUUUUUUUUUUUUUUUUCUUUCUUUCAGAAAGCAUCAUCAAGGUCUUUCAAAACAAAUUUGAGGUGGAUCUGGUCAACAUGCUAGGAAGAAUACGUAAAAGUAUUGUACAUGUUAUUUCCUGUUGCUAGUCAGUGACACCAUGACUGUAACUACAUGUUGGUAUGUAGCUGUCUUCAGGCCAUGACUUUUAUCAAACAUAAAGUUAGGGGCAGAUUAGACCAUCUACACAGGAGUGACAAACCACUUACUUUUCCGUAGCUGAACAUUGAAAAUUGAUGCCUCUUUAAAGUCACAUGGUUUGACUAAAACUCAAGCUUUUUACAAGUUCUUAUGUAAAGGGUCUUUUGACGGAGCAGACAAAAUUUAAAGUCAGUUGGACUAUAAUUCUAGGAAUAACCAAAAAAAAAAAUGCACAAAACUAGCAUAUUAACUUCAAAGUGACAGACUUCCUGUUGAGUCAAGUAUGGCUUCAAGGCUUUUUUUUUUUUUUUUUUUUUUUUUUUGUGUAAAGAUUAUUUCUGGGGCUUUUUGGCUUUAAAUGACAGGAUAGUCAGAAUCGCGAAAGGGGGAAAGACUUUUUUUGUACCAAUUUUCGUACAUCAUAUUUUAUCAUACCUUAUAACGAAACCCAUAAAAUAUCAAAAUUUUCACCGGUUCUGAUGUGUCUGCAAAGAGCACCUCUAGCCCCUCAAAAAUCUGAUUCAUCUGCAUAAAUAACUCCUUCUGUUUCAAUAGGGUCCUCGCAACGUUCGGUGCCUGGGCCCUUGGAAUGCUAGUGUUGCUCAGUGUCUUCUGGAUGUGUAAAAAGGCAACUGUUUGCAAACAGAUUGUUCCUUUGUUCAGUUAUCUAGCUAUCUAACAAGGCAUAAGACUAUUUUUUAAAACUGUCAACAUGUUAUAAGUCACAUGAUGACUUGAUAGACAUGAUACAACCACUUGCCAGCACAAAGACGAUGGUAUAGAUUUAGCUUUGUCCGCUCAGUACACCUUAUGAUUUAUGAAAUCAUCCAGAGACUGAGAUCAAACAAAGUCAUUUUAUUUCAGCUCCAGUGAUUGUACGGGUCGCACUCAGGGGAUUAUACUUCAAACAAACUAAAUGUAGAAUUGGAAAUGUCCCAAAGUUACACCAGAGGGUUAGGUGUACUAUAGAUCAAUUGUAAAAUGAUGCUUUUGGAGUUUGUUUUGAAAUUGAAAAUUGCCCUUCCUGUUAAGAUGGUAAAGGAAGCACAUACCCCAUGGACCCACAAAGCUCAGACGUUGUGUUGGUUUAUAUGUUUAAAGACCCAAAGUCACUUGAUUAUCACUGGGUUGCCUAUUGGUUCAUCAGUCACUUUUCUAUAUUUUUGAUUGUGGUCUGUUCUGUGUAAGUCGAGGCAUAAGGCCAUAUGCAGAUAUUUGUGGUGUGGGUGCGUGCACGGUGUAUGCAAAUGCAAAUGUUCUUCGUAGAUCUCAGACUGUGAUUGAACCCUGCACAGAAAAUGAGUCCUUUUUUAUAUUAUCUUGGGUGGUCUGUGUGUGUGUGUGUGUGUGUGUGUGUGUGUGUACAAGGGAGAGAAAGAUAUAUGUACAUAUGACUCAUGAGCAGAUGUACAGUAAUAAACUACCAAUAAACAAGGCUAUGGGCAUCCUCCUCUGUACAUCAGUGUGAUUUUUUUUCCUGCUUAUUGACAUAAAGUCUCCAUGAAGAUUAUCAGUCAUGUGAGGUCACAGAAUCUAGAAGCACUAAGUCAAAGGCAUUGCUGUUUUAAUCUGGAAGAUGUUAACCACAGUGGUUUCAUCAACUCUGACAAGUGAGCAGUUCCCACGAUCAGGGUCUCAUAGCUAUAGAUGGGGAACUACUUGUGACACAGUGAGUUCAUAGCCCAAAACAAGAAGUCUCCAGCCAUGCAAGCGUCUCUGUGACGCUGCACUUUGGAACAAUGGCAAUUUACACUGAAAUGCUAACUUCAGCUUGUUACCAAGCUCACAAUGACAACGCUAACAAGCUGAUGUUUAGAGAGGGUGUUUUCCAUGAUCUCCAUCUCAGUUUAGCAUGCAAGUAUGCAUCAUUUGCUUAACAACAACAAAGCAAAAAAUACAGCUGAACUGGAGGUAAACUAUUUAUCCAAGUCUCUGCACUCUGGGUACUCUGGACCUGGUGAUGUAGAAUAGCUGGGUAAUUUUCAUGUGCCACUGAGCAACUUUCAUAGAACUGAACAGGGCCCUGCCUCCAACAUUGAAUCCAGUUCUCUGUGCAUUUAGGAGCAGAUAAAUGCUUCUGUCUGUGCAGUGUUUCUGUUGGCAGGUGUAGUUUGGUAGAAAGAAAAUAGUUCCUACAUGAAACUGCUCACAGCAAGGUCUGUGGAUUACAUUGAGGUACAGUAAUCUGGAAAGUGGUAUUUCUGAUGAGUUUAUCAAAUGUUUGUUUUGGGUUUUCUGGCACUUUGGGCACCACAAACCAAGUGCCUUUGCCCUUUUCAUGUUUUUUUGCCCACGCCCCUAUGAAAGCUUAAGUCUGCCACUGGCUGUCAGCUGAAUGAGCGAUGAUCUGCCAGACAACUGAGCCAAACGAGCAGCCACUUGCUUGUGUUUUUUUUUUCUUCAGAAGAACUGUGGGAGGGAGGACACCUCCACAAAUUGAAGCUACAGUCAUGCUGCAUAUCCAUUCAUGUCAUAUCUUUUUUAUCGACAGAAUUCUCUCAAACACAGAAUCUGUACAGUCAGUCCUUUUUUUAAACUAACUGAGACAUUUUUUUGGAAAUAGUCUGAUCCACCUACACUUUUGGUAAUCUGCUCAGCUAAUUUUAGAAGAUUGGCCAUCGUUCCAUCAACGGAAAAGCAUGUUGGAUCUGUAGUGUAAGUCUCUGGGCAAACAUCUAUAAGACAUGGACAGUGUGAAUGCAUUCAAUCAAUCUUAUAGUAGAUGUUGUGGAGAUCAUUUCUAACAUAAUUCUGCAUACUUACCACAGUUCAGCUUCUAUAUGAUUUAAGGUACAAAAUACUGCAGGCAUAUCCAUACCUCCUUACUGUUUCAGGCUAAAAGGUUGUUGAAGGUUAAGGCACUCUGCCUG